CUGCGAGCGAGUUUGAGCAGCCGGCUGUGGAUUUUAUAUUUGCUUCUCCGCAAACCGAGGUUAGCCGGGAGGCUUUGGCUUUUUGGGAAGGAGCCUUGCCCCGGCCCGCUGUGUGCGAUGGAUUGAGGCGUGCCCGGCUGCGCCCCCAGCCAGGUCCCCGCCCGCAGCCCACAUAGAUGCGAUGGAAAGUCGGGGGCUGUUCUGCACCCUUUGUUACCUGAUGUUCAACGCUCCUCUGCUGUUCAUUGUCACCGCUACCUUUACUGAAGUUCCCAAAGAUGUGACUGUUAGGGAGGGAGAUGAUAUUGAGAUGCCUUGUGCUUUCCGAGCCAGCGGAUCCACCUCUUACUCCUUGGAAAUCCAGUGGUGGUACCUUAAAGAACCAGCCAGAGAACUUGCACACGAAUUAGCCAUCAGUGUCCCCGGCAGCAGGAGCAAGGUAGCAAAUAAGGAUGCAACCAAAAUCAGCACGGUCCGCGUCCAGGGCAAUGACAUCUCGCACCGGCUGCGCCUGUCGGGCGUGCGGCGGCAGGACGAGGGCGUCUACCAGUGCCGCGUGUCGGACUACAGCGACGACGAGACGCAGGAGCACAAGGCUCAGGCGCUGCUGCGCGUCCUGUCCCGCUUCGCCCCGCCCGACGUGCAGGCGGCCGAGGCGGUGUCGCACAUCCAGAGCGGGGCCGCCCCGCGCCGCCACGGCCCCGCCGCCCGCCCCACGCCGCCGCCCGGCCCCGCCAAGCGCCCGCCGCCGCCGCCGGCCCCCGCCCCGGGCAGCACCGCCGCCACCGCCGCCACCGCCACCGCAGCCUCGACGGCCGCCGCCGCCGCCGCCUCCUCGGCCUCGCCGCCGCCCGGGCAGGCCGCCAUCCUCCGCCAGCAGCACGGGUCAGGUACAGGACCUGUUUAUGCUACAGACCCACUCCUAUACAUGUCCCUGUUAAUACUGCAUAAGCUUGUACAUUUAUUAGUAAACCACUGACGGACUGCUCCCUCCACUCCUCCUCAGCCAAACAGAAAGGAACCUAUUUAAUAACAAACAAAACCCCUGACAAAGACAUCCCUACUAUUUUAAAGAUGGACAGAAAGAGACUGAAAGAAGCAUGAUAAAUUCUACAUGGGGGGAAAAACAUAUUUUUGGGGAUGCCACAGAAAAGUAAACCACAUAGAAUAAUGCAUCUAGUUUCCAGAUUCUAUGGUGUAAAGCCCUGCUCUGUGCAUGGCACUUAUGAUUUCUCUAUUUUAAUGUAAUAUUUUUUCUUUUCUAAACCCUUCCUCUGACUCUUCAUUUUGCACGAACUGUUGAGCAGUUAUCUUUAUGACAAUAUGUAAAGAUGUUGGGUCAAACCCUUCCUAAGAAAGGAAAUAUUUUUAGUAGAUUAUUGUGUUUAGGUUUUUUUGGAUUUCCUUUUUCU
Sturnus vulgaris (Common starling) is the source of this 1412-nucleotide messenger RNA. RefSeq names its product V-set and transmembrane domain containing 2B (gene VSTM2B). The record is from RefSeq and is a predicted model, not a curated record. Gene Ontology annotation, cellular component: membrane. Lineage: Eukaryota; Metazoa; Chordata; Aves; Passeriformes; Sturnidae.